AUCAGUUUCCUACGCACAACAUCACGGGCUGAGGUCUUUGUGUGGUAGACGCAGAGAAGCCUCCACCUCGUGCGGGAAGGAUCGAAUUCAGUCGCCUGGUUUUCUGUAUCGAUCAGCCGACGGAAGCAGUGCAGAGGUCGACGAGGUCGCAAGCCGUUGAGAAAGCCACUGACCCCACCUCGGGCUCUCAGGGUCGAUCUUAUUGGUCUAUCCGUAGCUCAGCAUAGAAUCUGAUCAAUCCUCCCGACAGACCUGCGCAGUCGGUGUCUCCAAGUACGUACCAUACUAAUAAAAGGCCGUGGAAAACUCCGCACGAACGCAGAGAACAUUGGCGCUAGGAGGUUACCUGUUACAGGAAAUUAGCAAGCUGUCAGCAGACUUACUCCUUACUCAAGCACCAUGGGAAGCUGGGGAUAUGGAUCAGAGGAUGGCCCACACACGUGGUCAAAGAGUUUUCCGGCAGCGGCGGGUAAGAGACAGUCGCCUAUCGACAUCCUGACGUCCAGCUGUACCUAUGACGAGGAACUGGCGAGUAAACCGCUCACCAUUAACUACCAGACGGAGAAGGAUUUGACACUGGGCAACUGCGGGUACAGUCUGAAGGCCGGAGUCAAGGCCGAGUCUUACCUGUCGGGAGGCCCACUUAAACACAAGUACAGACUGGAACAGUUUCACUGGCACUGGGGCUCCGCCAACAACAAGGGCUCAGAACACACUGUCAAUGGGCAGAUGUAUGCCGCUGAGCUUCAUCUGGUUCACUGGAACACCGAGCUAUACUCUGGAUUCGGCGAGGCGGCCACUAGUGACAAUGGACUGGCAGUGCUCGGAGUCCUUAUCAAGGCUGGAAAGGAAUGCCCAGGUUUUAAGACGUUAGCUGAGGCGAUGGAAAAAGUGAAGUUUAAGGGGCAGUCUUCCACUAUUUCCAGUUUUUCCCCGCAAUGCCUACUUCCAGGAAAUACUUCCAAAUACUGGACGUAUGAUGGCUCGCUGACAACGCCCCCAUGCGCAGAGAGUGUCUCGUGGAUCGUGUUCCAAGAGUGUGUAGAAAUGUCCGAGGCUCAGCUGAAGACCCUGCGGUCGCUUGUAUGUGAAGAUUGUCCAAACGCCCAGCAGCACAACAUGGUGGAUAACAACAGACCUACCCUGCCCGUGGGCGACAGGAAGGUCCGAGCGUCUUUCAAGUAAAGGACAGUCCCAACCCCGUGCCUCCCCAGGGCUAUGGUCUCUCUCCAGCAGGAAUGCUCUGUCUGAUUUCCUUCAAACUUAAUAUGUGUAUGUCUUUCACAAUAGAUCCAUAUGUAUAUCCACGAGUUGAGCUUUCUAGUGAAGACCAAAUAUUAGCACAAACAUUACCAAAUAUUAAAGUUACUUUAGUCAUAAUAACGUCUAAUACAGAUGCGAUGUACACGGAAACUACAAGGCAUAUAAAUCAUCGGAAUUUUAUUUUUCAAAACUUUUUUCAAGAUACUGUGUCUGUUUGGGAAUUUGUUUGCUGUGUUGUAUUUCCCUGCAUUACAGCUUCACUGGUGGUCUCAGCUCCCUGCUUGCCAAAUUGUUGGUGUUGGUGGUAGGGCGUUUUGGACUGACCAUGAAGCCGCCGUAAUGUUAUAAGUACGUAACUACCUUGGUCGGUACUGGUUACCAUGGUAGUUACGAGCACGUAACGUUAUCUAUGGGAUGGAUUUGGUUUUAUUUUUGUACAGCGUUUUUGUAUUCAGUUUUACAGCUUACUGGGGCUUGUAUUAAAAUAACACGCCAGUGUAGUGUGUAAGCCAGUCGUCAGUUCACCAGUGUCAUCUGCAUCUAUCGUCUGACAUUCAUGCCAAAGUUCACGAGAUCGAAAAGAAACGUUACCCAUUUUGUUUUUAUACCAUGGGCCACAUGGAACUUUUCCUGGAUGUUUUUAUUUGUCCUGGGCUUAUUUCCGAACGCCGAACUAUGGCAGUGAAGCAUGCAGCAUUUAUAGCCACCUUAUACAUGUGGUUAGUGAUUAUUGCCUUUACUUCUUGUACCCUUUACUUCUUGUACCCUUUACUUCUUGUACCCUUUACUUCUUGUACCCUUUAUAUAUGGCUCAUACCCGACUCGUUCAUAUGCCUCUCACCAAAACACUCAAACACCAUUACUGUUAUUUGUACCUCUAUUAGCUAGCUCAUGUUUGUUAUUGUAUCAUUUAUCCUUCUCAGAAUUCAUUUUGGUACUGUAUCAAAAUACAUGUAGCUCAUACCGAGCUUUACCCUCACAUGGGCCUGUUGCAGUUUUAAUGUUAAUGUUACUAGUUAGUAUUUAUCAUCAUCAUGUUGGCCGUGUGCUUGGACAUUUGCCUAGUAUACAUAAGCGUUUGUUAAAUAAGUUCUUUGUGAUAUUGUGUGUUUUGUGUGUCAUUGAAUGUUAUGCUGUUAUGUUUUAUACCGAGCAUGUUCUAAUUUAUGUUGCACUUUGCUACGAAACAAUUCAGAAAAUAUUCUCAGCGUGUUCGAUACUACAUAAUAGGAUCCUUUCCGGCCUAGUGUAAUUCUGGUCUAAGCUGUGUAGUCCAUUGUGUCAGUAUCAUAGUGUUGCGUAAACAUAUGGAUAGCAUAUUACUCAUGCAAUUGUAAGACAAAAAUGAUGAAAUCAAUUUUGACCAGAGUUACCAUUGCGCGGGCAUAGGUGGUCCAGUCCCUGGUUAAAUCUACAUCAGUUGUGCUGUGUUAUUAAACAUUGCCAUUCAUCAGACAGCUUUCAGUUGACGUCACACGUUUAAAAGCCAGGCUUUUGCUUUGGAUAAGGGCCAAAGGUCACGACCUGACCUCUGACACUGGGUCAUAUGAUCAGGUGAUUCAGGCAUUUUCUCGCCUUGUGAUUCAGGCAUUUUCUAUCGCAUUAUUCAGUCUUAUGUAUAGAAAUUACACAGGCAAACACAAUAAAUAAUCGCGUUUGAAAGGAAAUAUCUCCAUCUUUCCCCCCUUUUUUAUUAUGGAUAAAAGACUUUUCUAUCCUUUAGGCAUACACGUGUGCUCUAUUUAUUGGUCUGAUUGCAGGCAGCUGGUAAGGCAACCAAUUUAAUCAAUAUGGUUUCAUUUUAUAAACGACGCCAGUGUGUUAUUCCGCGAGCUAAUCAAACUUCAGCGUUCCACAUAGGGUGCCAGUCAUCAUUCCAAUGGCUGGGUUAGAUCCCAGCCAACAUAAAGCAGAAUAUCCCUGGCGUUUGUGUGACCGGUGAAACGUUCGCUUUAAUGAACUUGACUGUGUAUUCAUCGUCACAAUACUCUUUAGUAUCUUCAGUCUUUAUUGCUUUAUGUGCUAUUAUAUGAAAUGAACGUCUGUGUCACCAAAAAAAGAUAAUAAUGUAUAUAUUGUAGGGAAAGAUUUCCACCGAUGUAUAGUUUAUACGGAUUUAACGAUGGAAGAAAUAAAAUACUCGGUUUUGAGC
Liolophura sinensis is the source of this 3415-nucleotide messenger RNA. RefSeq names its product carbonic anhydrase 2-like. The transcript is spliced from 8 exons. Gene Ontology annotation, molecular function: zinc ion binding; carbonate dehydratase activity. The record is from RefSeq and is a predicted model, not a curated record. Gene Ontology annotation, cellular component: cytoplasm. The coding region runs from base 400 to 1185 and encodes 261 amino acids. NCBI's taxonomy places the organism in Eukaryota, Metazoa, Mollusca, Polyplacophora, Chitonida, Chitonidae.